Ochotona princeps (American pika) is the source of this 2148-nucleotide messenger RNA. RefSeq names its product zinc finger DHHC-type palmitoyltransferase 6 (gene ZDHHC6). Bases 324 to 1637 code for a protein of 437 amino acids. NCBI's taxonomy places the organism in Eukaryota, Metazoa, Chordata, Mammalia, Lagomorpha, Ochotonidae. The record is from RefSeq and is a predicted model, not a curated record. The transcript is spliced from 11 exons. Gene Ontology annotation, molecular function: palmitoyltransferase activity; protein binding. Gene Ontology annotation, cellular component: Golgi apparatus. Gene Ontology annotation, biological process: protein palmitoylation.
CUGAGCGGGAGAGCAGCGGCCUGGGCGCCGACCCAGAGGCUCGGGCUGCGGGAGGUCUUGUGCCCCAGCGGCGGCGGAUGCGGUUUUGCUCUCGGUUUGCCCUGGAUUGAGGUGUCCAUGACGGAAUUACUCGAGGAGGAGGAAGAUAUCUGUUCCUGGUGAGCCCAGGUCGCCCCGAAAGGCGAUGGCUGUGGAGCGGGCACCCAGGACCGGACGGAGGAUAAAAAAGUCGGAGUUCUUAGCGGAGAAGAUGAUGCGAUCUACUCUCUGCUCCCAGAGCUUGAAGGCAUGACAGCUAAGGAACACACGUGGACUCGGGGCACAUGGACAUGUGUGCACAGAAAAAGGAAAACCAGUCAUUCCUUAGAAGUAGGAAGGCUUUCCUCCCUGCCAAAAUGGGCACAUUCUGCUCGGUCGUCAAGUUUGAAAAUCUCCAAGAAUUGAGGAGACUGUGUCACUGGGGCCCAGUCAUCGCCCUCAGCGUUGUAGCGAUCUGCUCUGCCGUGGCCAUGAUCGACUCUGUGCUGUGGUAUUGGCCCUUACAUACCACAGGAGGAAGCGUGAAUUUUAUCAUGUUGAUCAAUUGGACUGUCAUGAUUCUUUAUAAUUACUUCAAUGCCAUGUUUGUUGGUCCUGGCUUUGUCCCUCUGGGGUGGAAACCGGAAAAUUCUCAGGACACCAUGUAUCUCCAGUAUUGUCAAGUCUGCCAGGCGUACAAGGCACCACGUUCCCAUCACUGCCGGAAGUGCAACAGAUGUGUCAUGAAGAUGGAUCAUCACUGUCCUUGGAUCAACAACUGUUGUGGUUACCAAAAUCAUGCUUCCUUCACACUGUUUCUCCUGUUAGCACCACUGGGUUGUAUCCAUGCUGCUUUCAUUUUCGUUAUGACCAUGUACACACAGCUUUAUAAUCGGCUCUCCUUUGGGUGGAACACAGUCAGGAUUGACAUGAGUGCAGCCCGGAGAGAUCCUCUUCCAAUUGUCCCCUUUGGAUUAGCUGCAUUUGCUGCCACUUUGUUUGCCUUGGGAUUAGCUCUAGGAACAACUAUAGCGGUUGGGAUGUUGUUUUUUAUCCAGAUGAAAAUAAUUCUCAGAAACAAAACUUCUAUUGAGUCAUGGAUUGAAGAGAAGGCUAAAGAUCGAAUUCAGUAUUAUCAGCUAGAUGAAGAUUUUGUUUUUCCAUAUGAUUUGGGAGAUAAAUGGAAGAACUUCAAGCAGGUGUUUACGUGGUCUGGGUUUCCGGAAGGAGAUGGGCUCGAGUGGCCUGUACGAAAAGGCUGUCACCCCUACAGCCUAACGAUAGAACAAUUGAAACAAAAAGCAGAUAAGAGAGUCAGAAGCGUUCGCUAUAAAGUAAUAGCUGACUACAGUGGUGCCUGCUGUCCCCUGAAUAAAGGAGUCAAAACCUUCUGCACAAGCCCCUGCACUGAGGAGCCUCGGAUACAGCUCCGCAAGGGGGAGUUCAUCUUGGCCACCAGAGGUUUACGAUACUGGUUAUAUGGAGACAAAAUUCUUGAUGAUGCCUUUGUGGAAGGUGUCUCAAGAAUCAGAGGCUGGUUCCCGAGAAACUGUGUGGAGAAGUGUCCCUGUGACGCAGAAGCCAAUCCCACCCCGGACGGCGAAAAGAAAACCAGAUAGCCUCCAUCCACUGGAGUGAAGUUAUUCUUUCAGGCUGUUUCAUUACUUGAAAAUUGUACAUAAUUACUCAACAAUUAUGCAAUGAGCCUACUGUGGUGAGGGUUUUCUUUUCCUCAAAGAUGCCCUAGUAUCAUGAUUAAAUAUUUUUGUUACCAUUUUGAAAUGGAGAAGCCAUUCUGCAUAUGCCUUUUAGAAUCCUACUCCUUGUCACCACUUCUUCCCCCAAAAGGGGGAAAACGUGUCACCAAGUCAGUCACAUCCACAUUUUCUCGAGGAUUUUGGUGCGCAGCACACAUUGGAGCUCGCCUGCCACUGGGGCUCCCUGUUGGCCAGGAGCACCUGCAGGUGACACUGCUAUUUUCCCUCUGAGGAGAUACUUCUUAAAUAGUCUAGAUACUGUAGAUCUUAAUCUGUCAGAUUCAGUAUAAACUCAGAUUUUGUUACUUGUCUUUUAAUAAUGCAGAUUUUGUCAAAUCAAAUAAAGAUUAAUGGACAUUCUGUAAAAGCUAUA